AUGACAAAUCAUUCAGUACUCAUUGGACUGUUGCUCUUGAGCACUCUCUGCUGCCUUGUGGCCGCUGAUCUUCGCGCUGAUUUGCGUGAUUUUAUGGCCCUAGUGCCGCGUCGCCGCAUCAAUCAUAUCGCAGCACGUUACUAUAUCUUCGAUCCGAGAUUUCGCCAGGCUGUUGACUUUGUGCGCAGCGAUGAUUUCGCCAAGACGUGGCAGCAAAUGCGCAAAGCACCCGAUUUUGCCGAUCUGAUUGACUAUGUCACGGAAUAUGGAUCCGGUUAUGAUGUGAGCAGUGUUAUUGAUAAGCUGCCCAAUCGAUUGCAUGCCUAUCAGUUGUCACGUGUGGUCCCAGUGGAUCUGAUGUUGCGCCGCGAUCUGACCACAUUUCUGCACGAGGCACUGCAGACGCUGCCACGCGCCCAAGUCUACAGUUUGAUGGCACGCAAGGUGCGUGAGGGGCGCGACUUUGCCAAAUUAUACAAGGCUCUGAAAGACAAGGAGUUUAAGGAACUGGUGCAUACAGCCCGACAUUCGCAGGAAAUGCAGCAGCCGCUGAGCAAGCUGAGCCAGAAGAACAUCGACGUGGAUGAAUUCAUACAAAUCGUGUUUGAGUUGAUAAGUUGGGGUCCGUGA
This is a messenger RNA of Drosophila grimshawi, 630 nucleotides long. RefSeq lists its product as uncharacterized. The record is from RefSeq and is a predicted model, not a curated record. The transcript has 2 exons. NCBI's taxonomy places the organism in Eukaryota, Metazoa, Arthropoda, Insecta, Diptera, Drosophilidae. Bases 1 to 630 code for a protein of 209 amino acids.